GGAGUGGACGCGCUAGAAUCUGGAGCGUCGCGUCGAAGCGCAGCGACAUUUUCUUCUCAUUUCAGUUCCUCUUCAUCAACAGGACCGAUACACACAGUCUGAUCUCGAACACACACACACACCGACCGACUGAUGCUCGGAACAACCCGGAGCUGAGAGGAGCAUCACGCGCUUCUGUGAGAGACUCUCCGCUCUGAUGGUUAUGGUCGGUGUGUGACGCUCAGAGUCUCAGCUUCACUCAGCAUGUCUGCUCUACAGGGAGCGUGGCCGCCCGGCACCGAGUGUGUGGCUAAGUAUAACUUCCAGGGCAGCACCGACCAGGACCUUCCCUUCAGCAAAGGAGACCUGCUGACCAUCAUCAGCGUAACCAAGGACCCGAACUGGUAUCGAGCGAGGAGCAGUGUGGGGCGAGAGGGAACGAUUCCUGCCAACUACGUCCAGCGGAGAGAAGGCCUGAAGUCUGGAGGAAAGCUCAGCCUGAUGCCGUGGUUUCACGGGAAGAUCCCGCGGGAGACGGCGGAGCGGCUGCUGUAUCCGCCCGAGACGGGCUUGUUCCUGGUGCGCGAGAGCACAAACUACCCCGGCGACUACACACUGUGUGUGAGCUGCGACGCGAAGGUGGAGCAUUACCGCAUCAUCUACCACAGCGGCAGGCUGAGCAUCGACGAGGAGGAGUACUUCGACAACCUCAUGCAGCUGGUGGAGCACUACAGCAAAGACGCGGACGGCCUCUGCACGCGCCUCAUCAAGCCGAAGCUGGUGGAGGGGACGGUGGCGGCGCAGGACGAGUUCUCCAGGAGCGGAUGGGCCCUGACCCGCAGAGACCUCAAGCUCAUCCAGCCCAUCGGGAAAGGAGAGUUCGGAGAUGUGAUGCUGGGAGAUUACAGAGGGUCGAAGGUCGCGGUGAAGUGCAUCAAACACGACGCCACAGCGCAGGCGUUCCUCGCCGAAGCCUCCGUGAUGACUCGGCUGAGACACACUAACCUGGUGCAGUUAUUGGGUGUGAUCGUGGAGGAGAGAGGCAGUUUGUUCAUCGUGACUGAAUACAUGGCGAAGGGCAGUCUGGUGGAUUACCUGCGCUCGCGGGGUCGAACGGUCCUGGGCGGCGAGUGUUUGCUCCAGUUCUCGCUUAACGUGUGUGAAGCCAUGGAGUAUCUGGAGGCCAAUAACUUUGUGCACCGAGAUCUGGCGGCUCGUAACGUCCUGGUGUCCGACGACAACAUCGCUAAAGUCAGCGACUUCGGUCUGACCAAAGAGGCCUCGUCCACUCAGGACACGGCAAAACUCCCCGUCAAGUGGACCUCGCCCGAGGCCCUGCGCGAGAAGAGGUUUUCCACCAAGUCUGACGUGUGGAGUUUCGGCGUGCUCCUGUGGGAGAUUUACUCGUUCGGCCGCGUGCCGUACCCCAGAAUCCCGCUGAGGGAGGUGGUGCCGCGGGUGGAGAAGGGCUAUAAGAUGGAGGCUCCGGACGGCUGUCCUGCCGCGGUGUACGAGCUGAUGAAGCAGAGCUGGAGUCUGGAUCCCGCCAAGCGGCCCUCGUUCCUCAUGAUGAGGGAGAAGCUCCAGCGCAUCCGAGCCGAGGAGCUGCACCUGUGACACACACACACACACACACACACCUGCUGCUGAGGACUGAGACUGUUGAGCUGACACACUCUCCUGAUCCGUGACGUGACCGGAGGAACACACGGGGGAGUGAGUGUGUGUGACCUGCAAAUGUCAUGCG
Molecule: messenger RNA, 1726 nt
Organism: Pimephales promelas (fathead minnow)
Lineage: Eukaryota; Metazoa; Chordata; Actinopteri; Cypriniformes; Leuciscidae
Gene: cskl
Product: c-src tyrosine kinase-like
Biological process (GO): protein phosphorylation
Molecular function (GO): protein binding; ATP binding; protein tyrosine kinase activity
Source: RefSeq, a predicted model, not a curated record